Messenger RNA from Temnothorax curvispinosus, 2610 nucleotides. RefSeq lists its product as uncharacterized. The record is from RefSeq and is a predicted model, not a curated record. The annotation marks the transcript as partial. The transcript is spliced from 5 exons. Gene Ontology annotation, molecular function: nucleic acid binding; RNA-DNA hybrid ribonuclease activity. Lineage: Eukaryota; Metazoa; Arthropoda; Insecta; Hymenoptera; Formicidae.
GAGGGACUCGAAGAGCUGGUAGGCCCAUUGACUAAAAUCUUUAGGGCAAGCAUAGCUCUGAGACAUGUCCCGCAAGCAUGGAGAGCCACUAGAGUGGUCUUCAUACCUAAGCCUGGCAGAAAUGGACACAUUAAAGCCAAGGAUUAUAGACCCAUCAGUUUGACCUCUUUUCUAUUAAAGACCUUGGAGAGGCUAAUUGAUAGGUUUCUCAAGGAUGGACCAUUAGCGGACCACCCUCUAGCCAGUGCUCAGUAUGCCUACAGGGAGGGCAGGUCUACGGAAACUGCCCUACACCACCUGAUAGGCAAGAUAGAGACGCAGCUGGAGGCGAAAGGAUACGCUAUUGGAACCUUCUUGGACAUCGUAGGGGCGUUUGAUAGCACCUCGAACAAGGCCAUUAAGGAAGCAAUGAUUGCACAUGGGGUCCCGGAACCGCUAGUAGACUGGGUGGAGAAUAUGCUGGCGGGGAGGAACCUAACAGUCACGCAAAGUAAUAUUAGUAUCACUGGUAGACCAAGCAAGGGGUGCCCGCAGGGUGGGGUUCUGUCCCCUCUGUUGUGGUGCCUAGUAGUCAAUGACCUUUUGGUGAAACUACAAAAGAAGGGGUUCCUGACCUGUGGCUAUGCGGAUGACGUAGCUAUAGUGAUCACAGGAUCCUUCUUAGAUACCCUAAGGGACCGCAUGAAAGAUGCCUUAAAGAUCGUCCAAAAAUGGUGUGAGGCCAAGGGAUUGAUGGUUAAUCCAUCAAAGACCAAUAUAAUGGUCUUCACUAGGACAUACAAACCAGAACCCAUUGAGCCUCUUAAGCUCUGGGGAAAGGUAAUCCCCUUUACAACCUCAGUUAAAUACUUGGGACUACAUAUAGAUACCAAACUUAACUGGAAAGUACACCUUGCAGAGAGCAGGAAAAAAUUCUACACAUGCAUGUGGAUGUGUAGAAGAGCCAUGGGAAAGUCUUGGGGCAUCAAAGCUCCCAUAGCACUAUGGUUGUACAAAGCGGUACUGUUACCGAGACUACUUUAUGCAUCUGUGAUCUGGUGGCCCAGAACAGAGAAAGUGGAAGCAAAGAACCUUCUGAAAAGCCUACAAGGUAGUUACCUAAGGGCUGCAGUAAGGGCUAUGAGGACUACCCCCACAGAGGCGCUAGAAAUUGCACUCUGUGUGCCUCCACUGGACCUGGCCGUGGUAAACUCAGCAAGGAACACAGCAUACAGACUAAAGUGUCAGGGAGAAUGGAGAAAUACAGGACUGGGACACACAAGGCUCGACCUGCUCCAGAAACACCCUUUCACUUCAAAACAAGAUAGAAUUCUUAAAAAAUACCAGUUGGUAAAGCACUUCAAAACACGAAUACCAACUAGAAAAGACUGGACUGACCUGAAGGGAGUCGGGGAUCCCAAUGUGGACCUAUGGUUCACUGAUGGGUCAGGCAUUAAUGAUUGCUUCGGGGCAGGAUUCUACGGGCCGAAGGAGAACCACAGGGAAAGUAUUCCUUGCACGGAAUACCUGCUAAACAAAGAUACGAAGGGAAAGAAGAUAAACAUCUGCUCGGAUAGUAGAGCAGCCAUACAAGCGCUGGCAAAAACAACUACUGAAUCAGCAUUGGUUUGGGAUUGCAUGCUAGCAUUAGAAAGACUAUGCGGACCUAACAAAGUCACGUUAGUAUGGGUGCCUGGGCAUCAGGGAAUACCCGGGAAUGAAACCGCAGACAUGCUGGCCAAGAAGGGAGCUAAUGAAGCACCAAUUGGCCAGGUGACGGGAAUACCCUUUGCAGUAGGCAAAGAAAUCAUCAAAGGUCGCCUGAAAAGGGAACACCUGGCCAGAUGGGAGAAGUUAAAAACCUGCCGUCAGGCCAGGACUUUGAUGAAAGACAGCAGACCAGGUAGGGCUAAAGAACUACUGGCGCUAAGUAAACAGAAACUGAGAAUGGCGUUGGGACUGCUCACUGGUCACUCUGCCUUACUCAGAGCACACCUUUUUAGUCUCGGGCUUGCGGAGCAAAAGGCAUGUCGCCUUUGCGGAGACGAGAAAGAAGACAACAAGGAUGUCGCUCAAUUAAAGUUGUGGAUUAAUUUAAAGCAAGCUCAGAGAGAAGCCUUAACGAAAAAAAAGCAAUCACAUUUGGCAAUUGGUGGAGAACCACCACAAGUAAAAAUUGAUACUGACCUUGAUGCUGCCAAUAUAGCACCACAUCUUAUGAAGACUGCGCCUGUUUUAUUUACAUCCAAUAUGUCUGACACCCAAAUUAUUGAAAAACGAGAGAUUGUAUUUGACCUGAUAUCUGCUAAUCAAACUAUAGAAAUAUCAGAAUCAGACAAGGAAGAUUGUAUUAGCGACAAAAAAUGGUGCCUGUACAUUAAUAUGAAGCAGUGUAAGCAAUGGCUUAGCUCCGGUAAACAAGCGACACCGCGCGUGAAACAAGAUCUUCAUCUGCGUAAAACGAUGUUGUGCAUAUGGUGGGACUUGGAAGAGAUUAUCCAUUACGAAUUGCUUGAACGGAACCAAACGGUCAACGCGGAACUUUAUGUUCAACAAAUGGAACGACUCAACACGGUUAUUCAAGAGAAAAGACCUAAUCGGCAGCAUGGAGUUCUUCAGCCAUGCGUUUGA